Molecule: messenger RNA, 483 nt
Organism: Mesorhabditis spiculigera
Lineage: Eukaryota; Metazoa; Nematoda; Chromadorea; Rhabditida; Rhabditidae
Source: the annotation of a GenBank genome assembly
AUGCUGCAUACGAUAUUACGGAUUUUACAAAUUGCGCAGGUGUUGAAGAUUCAUGGCAGACUAGCAGAGGAGCUUCCAUUCGAAUCUGACUGCACCACGGUACGAAGAAGAAUUAUCGAUGACCAUCCAGCCCCUAAAAUCAAUUAUUCCGUUGCUUAUGUUACGAAUGUAUAUACGGACUAUGAAUCCCUGGCCAUUCAACUGUCUGCCACCUACAGCCCGGAAAAUCACUAUUGCUAUCAUAUCGAUUCGAAAGCCACUCCAAAAUUUAGGAAGCAAAUUCUGAAGCUGCAGCAGUGUUUUCGGAAUGUCUACGUAACGAAAGCACGAUACGACGUAACCAGUCAGGGUAGAAAUAACAACAUUGCGCACCUGCGAUGUAUGAGAAUACUCCUAACUAAGAAGCGAUCGGAAUAUCUGAUUACGCUGCAGGCGCAUGACGUCGUGGCGCACACCAAUUUGGAGCUGUCGAAGAUGUUGAAG